UUCCGGUCACCGGUAGCACCCGGUCGUCGAACAUCAUCUCCUCGUCAGUGAUCGUAUACGCACACUCGCGCGCGCGCGUGUGUGUGUGUGAAAGAGAGAGAACUCGACACCUCGGCGUGAACACGCGCUCACCACCGGUAUUGUAUCGACCAACACUAUUCAUGGCGUCCACAAAUAUACCUCCCGAAAUUCCACCGCGAAGACACAGCUCAACCGUUUCACCAAACAAGAUUAUUAAUCAAAAUUCUGAUGCAGAGUCUAAGGCAAAACCCCCUUCCUUUCUAUCACGGAGACAUUCAUCUUGUAUUGACGAUAACAUGGAUAAUGAAACUGACACUGCGUUGUACUCGAUCACUCCACCGACAGGGGUGCCUUUGAUUCCAGCAAGACGAAAUCCGGGACCGCCAGUGAUAGGUCCCCGGCCGGCCCAAUACAAGUUGCCACCACCGCCGCGUGCGACAAAUAUCUGCGCUGGCGAUUUACCGACCGACCGACAGACCAUCAGAGGGUACAUCGAAGAUCAUCCCAAAGACGUGGUCGUUGUCCAACAACAGCCGCAGCAGCCACAACAACCACAACAACCACAACAACCACAGCCACCACAGCAGCCACAACAGCAACCGCAACCGCAGCAACAACCGCAACUACGCGCCAGAAGAUUCAAAGUACCGCCACCCAUCAAAUGCAUUUCCGAGCCGCUGGACGGUGGUAGCCGCGAGAGUUACGAGAUGAUGACGCCAGCUAUGACUAUGUCACCCAAUAGACAGGACAGCGGUCACUGGAGUGACUCAUUCAGCGUCAACUCGUCGCCCGGCUACUCGACUAAGAGCAUGGAAACACCACUGUUGUCAUCACACGCCAAAAUGAUACCGUCCAGGUCGAACAAGAAACGUUUCAUAUUAGACAGGUACGUGGUGUGCGAUCAGUGGAAUGGCCGGGCCAGGUUUUCGCCAGCCAACAGCGGUCCGAUCAGCUCCAGCAGCACGGCCGAGCUGACCAAGAGCCAUUCGACACCAGCCAGCCUGCAAGCAGUCGUCGAGUUCAAUGAAAACUCACCUAACUCGCUGCAACACCGGGUAUUGGGGACCGAAGCCAUUGAUGUUACUGAAGUAUUCAUUCGGCUGCAAAGGCGACAAGUGGUGUACAACAUCGCCAUACUGAUAUUUAUUACAGUGCUUUUAAUAUUUUUCGUACGAGUGGGGUUACCCAGCAGUGGUGGCGGUCAAAUAUCCGUAAGCAAAACGGCGUCGACUAUCAUGCGGAACUCAAACGCCGCGGCCUCCGCAGUAGACUAUAUCAAUGGCAGCGGUUCGCCGUUCAAGACCAUUUCCGUUGACGCUGACCUUUCGUCGGUGCACGCUGCCACCACCGACCCGUCGUCAAACAUGACAGCAUCGACUCCGAAAAAAAAUUAUGUUCCGAUCAUUCUGCCGAAUCCGCCGGCGGUUGAUGAUAUGUACGACGUUGCCAUUUUCAAUCCUAUGUAUCCCAUCGUCAGCUAUCCAAAAAGCACUUGCCUACCGUCUUUUUGUCAAAACGUCACAUCCACCUUACCACAGUACCUGUACACUAUACCUUACAAGACAGAAUACGAUCCCAGAGAGUUGAUAGCAUUGGAGUCUGUUGUAAAUGUCCGUUGCUACGAGUUGACAGCACUGUACUUUUGUGCGCUUCUUGCCUCCAAAGGCUGUGGAGACCGAAAAUUGAAACCUUGUCAGUCGCUUUGUAAAGAGACAAUUCGGAGCUGUGGUUUCUUUUUUGACAUAUUCGAAGCGUAUCACGAACACCGGGACUGUACGCAGUUCCCAAACGACAGCAACAACCCGAACACGUUUUGCAUCGGACACCGGGAAGUACUCAACGUCAGAAAAAUGAAGCUCAGAGGACUAUGUCAUGAAGGUUUUAGGUGUGACAAAAAAAGAUGCAUUCCAAUGGAUUGGAAGUGUGAUGGACAUUUUGACUGUGAAGAUCACACCGACGAAUUGAAGUGUUCACAAUGCCCAGAUCAAUUAUUUUGUGGCGCUGGAAAAUGUAUAGCUGUAGAGCACAUUUGCAACGGCGUAUUCGACUGUGAAUGGGGACAAGACGAACGGAAUUGCGUGCGACUUAGUGGCGAGAUGGGAGUAAUCGGCGAAGGGAUGUUGGAGCUUUAUUCGCCGAACACGACAUCUUGGCGACCCGCGUGCAUUCAGAGCUGGGAUUCAGAACUGUCGGCCACCAUAAUUUGCAACAUACUUGGAUACAAACUAUCAUCUAGAAGCAUGCUCGGCGAAAACAAUAAGCUUUUGGCCUCCGUUAAGUACAAUCAAUCAAAAGAGUACUACGACGAAAACAAAAUGACUGUGUACAGGGAAAUCCGAUACUGUCCGGAUACGUUCUUGUAUCCGUCUAUAAGUCUCUUAUGCUCUAAUUUUGAGUGCGGUGUCAGGCGGAGACCGCAAACCAUAUUUCGCAAGACGAGGAUUGUGGGCGGCAGACCAUCAUUGCCUGGCGACUGGCCGUUUUUGGCCGCUAUCCUCGGCGGCCCGGAUGAGAUAUUUUACUGCGCCGGAGUGUUGAUAUCCGAACAGUGGGUUCUAACGGCAGCUCACUGCACUGGAGGGAGGAAAAUCUUAGGUGACCUUUCAGAGUGGACCAUACAGCUGGGCAUGACCAGGAGACAUUCUCAUUCGUUUUUCGGGCGAAAAGUGAAAGUGGAAAAAAUUAUCAGACACGAAAAGUACAACAACGGGCCCGUUCAGCACGAUCACGAUAUCGCACUUUUCAAGCUCAGCGAAAAAUUAACGUUUCACGAGUUUUUACUUCCGGUGUGCUUACCACCGCCGAAUAUGGUUUUGAAAGCAAAUAUCAGCUGUACAGUCAUCGGAUGGGGAAGACGCAAUGGUCUCGAAGGAGCCGAUUAUGAACCGACAGUAAAUGAAGUUCAAGUUCCCGUACUGGAUAGAGAUUUGUGUAACACGUGGCUAAAACAGAAGGACGUUAACAUUACGGAGGGGAUGAUAUGCGCCGGGUACGAGCAGGGUGGCAAAGAUGCAUGUCAGGGCGACUCGGGCGGUCCACUACUGUGUCCGAUGGAAGGAUAUAGAGACCGGUGGUUCGUGGGUGGCAUCGUCAGCUGGGGCGUGGAGUGCGCGACACCCAGCCUGCCUGGUGUGUACGUCAACGUGCCCAUGUACACGGAAUGGAUCAAGAAUAAUAUACGUACCGACCAGCUGUUUUCGUCGGCAGACGACGAGUAUUGAACGUGAUUUUUUGCGAGCACAGCGCGAUCGGUUUUCAUCCGUUCGUCGUCCCAUCUCCUAUGUCCCUUAUCACCAAACGUACACUUCAAGAGCUGCAAUUUUCCGCAUUGUUAUCUGCAGUGGUUGUCGUCUUUGGGUUUCCCUUAAUGGCAAAUAAAAUAUUAACGAAAAACAGUACAGUACAUUGAUACAGAUUUCAAUAUUAUGUUUUACAACGACCUUUUGUGAUUUUGAUCAGUCGAUCGGUUCGAUUGAAAAAUGUGUAAUAACAACAUUAUCUUUUAACUUUUCAUAAUGAUAUGUACGAUGUCUGCCGUAAUAUGAUAAAUGAUUUAUAUAUUUUGUAAGACGUUGCGAAAAACCUCGCGAUUUAUAUCAUAUUUAUUCCGUUUCUAUACAAUUUAAACGCUGUAGGUAUUUAGUCUAAUAUUUAAAAUAAAUUCUUCUUGAAACUAUAAGUGCCUAUACAUUCAAAAAUGUCAAGGUAUAUUCGAAAUUUUUGCCUUGUUUUUUGAGUGCGAUACGAUAGUUUCAUACUGUAAACUAUGGCGGUGGAUAGCUGAAUAUGCUACACGAAAACAUAAUUUCAACAUUUUUCAAAUGGUACAUUUUCUCAUUGACAUUAACGGAGCUUAUAAUAUUUGAACUUUGUGAUUUGCGCUACUAAUACCCGUGUAACACAAAAAAUUCGUUGAUACGAUAUUUUCGCACGUAUCAUCACUGUCGGUACAUCAUAUUAGUUUAAAUAUCCGACAAAUUACUUAAAACUAAAACUUUUAUAGGAAGUGUACUACACUGUAUACGUUUAAACAAUAUGGCACGUACAAUCAUAGUUAUCCGUCCAAGAAUAUAACUCCUGAUUUAUCUUAUACUUUUAUUUCGCUUGGAACUUUUAUUAAAAUUAACGAUAAAUAUAAUAUCGUGUAGUUAUACUCAAAUACUAUCCGAUUUCUUGAAAACCAAAAUAUUUAUAAUUAUGACCUAAUCUACUCACAUCUAUCCAAAUGGGUAAUAAUUUUGUUUUAUUUAGAUUUACUAUUAGAAGUGCCACUCGUUUUAUUUUAUUAAACGAUAUAAUUAUAAUACAAUACGUUCGAAAUAUGAAACGAGUAGAAAAUAGUCACGUAUUAGGUUAUGUUAGGUAAUUAUGAUCGCAAAGAGUUUAAUUUAUUUUUUUACCGAAAAUCUUAACUAUAAUAUUAUUACCUAUAAAACGUUAGUAUGCAAUUUUCGGCAAAACUAUUAAUUUUCUAUUCACAUACCAGAUAUCACUGUUAUUGUGUCAUUAGUCACAACUUCCAUAUAACGUUGAAUUAAAAAAAUAAAUCAAAAUUGCUCAUUGAUGAACAUAUUCAGACAAAAAACAAAAAACACAGACACACAGACACAGACACAGACACACACAGACACAGACACAGACACACACAGACACAGACACAGACACACACACACACACACACACACACACACACACACACACACACACAUACACAUACAUUGUUUAGAAUAUUAUUGUUAUUGUAAUAUACUUCAAGUUGUCGUGUGGCAAAAACGUAAAGCGAUAAACAAUCUUAUGCGAAAGUCCUACACGGAGCGCAUUGUAAUCUUCAUGGCGACGGUAUUUGAAACAAUAAAUAUAAUAUUUUAUAUUAAUCCAAGACAAAAAGUGAGAUUUUUUUUGUAUAUCUAUUAAAUUUAAGGAACACUUAUAAAAUUGUAUUAAUAUUAAAAACAAAAAUAGGCUAAUAAAUAGUUGUGCGUAGAAAGAUAUAAUAUUGGCCAGUCAGCUAUUUUUAUAAAAACAAAUAGGUACAACUAAAAAAAAAAAAAUAAUUACAUUUAUUUGAUAUAUUGUAUAUCAUAUUAAAUAUAUUAAAUUACAUAUAUUAUUACUAAUGAACUUUCAAAAAACAAAGAUAACAACGCAGGACACCCUCUAACAUGAUUUCCGUUUAAACGAUUAGAGUUAGAUAAUUUUUGGUGAAUAUAUUUUCUGACAAAUAACAGAAACUAAUCAAUUAGUUGAACUCAAUUAGCACAAUAUUUUGAAGUUUAAUAUCGAUCAAUGUAAAAGUUAAUUCUAUAUGCUAGGCUUAUUAUAGCCAUUCUUGUGCAAUAUGUCACUUGUAAAUUAGUUGGAUAAGUAUUGCAAUUUGUGAAAAACUACUAUUACUUUAGCUCAAGCUUUAAAUGUGAUUAGUUUUCAAAUAGUUAAAAAUAUACACAAUAUUAUAAUAUGAUAAGCAAACAUAUUAAACAGUAAAAUACACGUAAAUAUUGUAAAAAUAAAAACAUGUUUGACAUAUGACAAUAUAUAAUAUAAAUUAGAUAUAAUUAUUAAUACGUGCAACUAUGGAAGUUUCUGUUCUAUUGUAGCUUAGAAAUCGUAUACGAUCAUUACUGUGGUUGUACAACGUACAAUAGUAUUAUAUUAUAUAAUGAAAUAUUAAGGGCGUUUAUUGAUAUUUUCUAUGUACAUUGUUUAUGAGGUGUUUGGAAUAUGAUUGAUGAAUAUUGAUAUAUUUUAUGAUAAAUAUUUGAUGAUUGGAAAAAUAUAAAUACUUAUUUUUCUAUUAUGGAUGUCCUGAUGGACAGUAGUUUUCAAUGCUAAUGAACCAUGGCAUGGGACUUAAAAACUUUGUAAAAAAAAAAAAUGUGAUUAUCGGAAUGGCAAAUUAAUAAUGUACCAAAUUGUUAUUUUUGACUACUAGUGUCGUGUUAUAUUGAUUUUUGUACCAAAACAAAUAUUUAUAUACAUUACAAAUGUACGCUAAAAUGGAUGCAAUUUUAUGUAAGUGAUAGGAAAUUUCAUAGUUACCAAAAAUAUUGAACUAUAAUUAUGGGGUGAGGGUAUGAGAAUGUUCUGAAUAAUUUUUCAAAAAUAUCUUGAUUUGUUCCAAUAAUAUUGUGUGCGAUUUAAACCAUUUUAUGCGAUCUAUCAAACAAUAUAAUAUUUUAGAUUACAUUAAACGACAUAUUGUAUAAGGUAUAAAUUAAGCGAAUUGUAUUAUAUUAUAAAUGUUCAUACAUCGACAUUCGACAUGACGCAUAUACAAUGUUAGAAACAAUUAUUAAAAAUUUUUCACAUUAUUGAACAUUUUCAUACUCAU
Molecule: messenger RNA, 6352 nt
Organism: Rhopalosiphum maidis (corn leaf aphid)
Lineage: Eukaryota; Metazoa; Arthropoda; Insecta; Hemiptera; Aphididae
Product: atrial natriuretic peptide-converting enzyme-like
Exons: 20
Coding region: 162-3242 (1026 amino acids)
Biological process (GO): proteolysis
Cellular component (GO): membrane
Molecular function (GO): serine-type endopeptidase activity; protein binding
Source: RefSeq, a predicted model, not a curated record